GCGAACUCUCUCCUGAUCCGCCCAAAGGAAAAAGUGGCCUCAGAGGGGCCAAGAUCCAAGGGUCCAUGGAGGAUCGUCAGGUUAGACUUUGGUCCCAGCACCUCCAAUAGUCGGAUCUGGAAUGGGCCCUUUGCCGAAGGGAAUCGAUCUUUAUUGAUAUGGGCGACCAUUCCCGCCCCUCGUCCCCGUCUGGCACAUGUUCCAGAUCUUUGGAUAAUCUUGAUAAUAUAAUAAUAUAGAUGCACCCUGGGGAUCGAUCCUAACCACGAUCCCACGUCCUGGGUCAUCCUCUUUGGUUUGCGACGCGGAGUUCCUCGUGGACUCGCCGUGAGUACGACAAAGCCGCCACAAGAUGCCCACCCGAGUCUUUGGGGGGUCCUUUGCCCGCGAAACAUGGGCCUUGUAUGGGGUGGGCAUGUUGGGCGUGGUGUUGCGAUUUGUGGCGAGAAUCAAACGUCUUGGGAUACGGAAUCUGCAAGCGGAUGACUACCUGAUGAUGUUCGCAGUCUUCUGGUAUACCUUGCUCUGUGUGGCAUUGAAUGAAGUCGCUUCAGGAGGAGGUUCCAACUUGAUGACACCGGAAGAGAUCGCUACCAUGACACCAAAGAUCCAUGCGGACCGAGUGACGGGCAGCAAGUGGGUUUUCGUGUCGGAGCACUCCAUGGUGCUUACGAUAUGGAGCCUGAAAGCCUGCAUGCUGAUCAUCUAUGCCCGUAUCACAGAAGGGUUGAGGCAGCGACGUCUGAUCAAUUACUGCGCUGUCUAUGUCGGCCUGGGCUUCGUCGGAACAGAACUCGCGCUCUUCCUGACCUGCCGCCCACUGUCGGAUUAUUGGGCUGUGCCAACACCUAACUAUCAAUGCUCGUCGUACCAGCACUACGAGAUCAUCCAGGGAGUCUUCUCAAUCUCAGCCGAUCUGCUCAUGUUGUGUGUCGCCAUCCCUCUGCUGAUGAGCGUUCGUCUACCGCUGAAGCAGAAGUUGAUUCUUCUGCUCCUGUUCGGCAUGGGCGCCUUCGUCAUCGUCGCUGCUAUCCUCACGAAGGUCUACUGUCUCGUCCCGUGGCUGAUCAACUACGUCUACAUGAACUGGUAUUUCCGGGAAGCGACGGUCGCUAUUCUGGUCACCAACAUCCCGCUCAUCUGGUCUCUCCUCCGCGACAUCUUCCCCGCCCUCAAGAGCUGGACCGGUGGAUCAAGAAGAUUGACAGAACGGUAUCGUUCGGGAGCCUACACCAAGAGCUCAGUAUUUCGCAAAUACGGAACGCCCAGUGGAGUGCAGUCAAGCGAAUUCAGCAUGCGCAGCAUGCGAGACUUCGAGCGUGUCGGGUCCUCCCCGUUGAAAGAGGUCUCGGACGUCAGCAUUCGCCAAAGUGAGGAGCGCGAAGCUGUUAGCGACGAUGGCUCCGCCCGGGCUCUGAGGAUUCGACAGGAUAUCACCGUUACUGUCCAACACGACCAUCGAGAGAUCGAGCCAGAACAUCGACAGAACUGGCCUCUGGGCCAGACGCACGAGGCCCUGGCUGUCGCUGCACCGGAACCUUGAAACACUUGUACAUGCAGCAUUCCCUUUCGAUUUUCCCCUUUUAGCCUUUUUACCCUUAUAUACCGUGACUGGUAUGUUACGACCCGAGUGGAGGACUGGCGUUUCGGAACAAGCGAUCACCAAAACUGGAUCAUCAUUUUCUUUCUUUCUUGCUACAUAUUUCUAUAUAUGUACAUCCAUUUUCUGCCCCUCUUUGGAUAUUUUCUUUUGCAUAUUUUUGACGGAGGAUCCACAUACGACCUAGCGAUGUACAUGUCUCUCUUAAUGAACAUAGAGAAGGAAAAAAAAUAAUCCGAUUUUGACGACUACCAAGGUCCCCGGAGAGAAAUGUCUGUUUGUAUUUUGAUCGUCAUUUCCCUUUGCCAACAGGAAUACAUACUAUCGAGAGACGACCAAAAUCGUACCUUGGUU
Messenger RNA from Paecilomyces variotii, 1954 nucleotides. RefSeq lists its product as hypothetical. Lineage: Eukaryota; Fungi; Ascomycota; Eurotiomycetes; Eurotiales; Thermoascaceae. The record is from RefSeq and is a predicted model, not a curated record. The coding region runs from base 353 to 1543 and encodes 396 amino acids. The transcript is spliced from 4 exons.